AAUUGAGUGUGUGAACGCCGAGAGUCAACACGUAAUGCGGGUUUUAGUUGUGGUUUAGCCACUCAAUGGCAUUCAAUUGAACCACUGUGUUUUUUUUUUUCUAUUCAACAACCAAUUGUUGGGGCAGAUGGAAGAAUUUCCUCAGUGGUUUUCAUUUCUUCAUCAAGUGAACUUUUCCGGGAGAUUCUGUUCACAAGACUUUUUUUUUCUUCUUCAAUUCUCUCCAAAACACAACUUGUGACUUGAACUAAACUUGCGGUAAAGGAGGUGAAGAUGUACCAGACGGAAAAGUAGUGAGUCAGCCAAAUAAACAUAAGUGGGUGGUGAACAUUUGGCCUGUGGCUUGGAAGAGAAGAAAACGGUUCAGAAUCAGAACUUUCUUUCAAUUGACUCGAACACCGGAUGGAGAAAAUUGAUUAGACAUAAAAGUGCAAGUGAAUGUGAUUCACCCUACAUUGGGAUUCUUGUGUUCUUUUUCUUUCUUCAUCCAUUUUAUAUGAGAACGAAGUGUAGAAGAGUCAGAGUAAGAAGUGGAAUAAUUUUUAUAAACACUCAUUCUGUCUUGAACCGUGUUUUCGCGAAGAAGUGCGACGAAAAAAAAGAGAGAAAAUUAUACGACUUUGCUGAUUCUCAUUUCACGAUCAAACACCUCGAAUCGACUUGAAGUGACAUAGUUUUUUUUUACUUGUCUCUGCAUUUAAAAGUGUUUUAUUUUUUUCUAACUUUAAAAGAAAUAGUUCUUUCUUGAGGUUUUAUUGUGAUAUACAAAGAGGAAAAUUUUAUCAGUGAGUUGCUGCAAUGAUAAUUUAGAGAGGAGAAAUUCAUAAAGUGUAACAGAAAAAAAGUGAUUUUGUGUGCAAGUCGAAAUGCUACGAGAACAGAGAUUUCGACUUUGUGACACCAUGGCCUCGAUAUUGGUAAUAAUUGGAGUCAUUAGUGUAUGUGUUCACGUACUGGCUACGGAACUGGAGGGACCUAAUGUCUGCAAGAUAGAAAAAGAUGAUGUUAUUUAUAUCACGACUGUUGAAAAGCAGGCAUAUCAAGAAAUGGUUAAUGAGUGGUGCUGGAAUGUUCCACCGAGAUGUUCAAAAUACAAAAUAAAAUUCCGGGAUGUUAAUAAAACACAGCCAAUUGUCAAGAAGAAAAUUGUUAAGGAGUGUUGCAAGGGUUAUGGAGUAAAUGUGGCCGGAAAUAGGUGUAUUCCAACCUGCACGAAUGAGUGCAAGUUUGGCGUUUGUCUGGCGCCAGAUGUUUGCAAAUGCGAACCAGGAUAUGGUGGUCCAGCAUGUGAUAUCAGCUGUCCACCCAUGACAUGGGGCAGGGAUUGUUCCAAAAAGUGUGAUUGUGAAAGUGGUGCAACGUGUGAUCCCUACAAUGGGAAGUGCAAGUGUGGGAAGGGUUUCCUUGGGACACGAUGUGAGGAAAAGUGUCCCCAAGGGAAGUACGGUGAGGGAUGCAGUGAAGUGUGCCGAUGUGAAAAUGAAGGAGAUUGUGAUCAUAUAUCCGGAGAAUGUAUUUGUCAGCCAGGAUGGACAGGACCACUCUGUGACGAACCUUGUCCAGAAGGAAUGCAUGGUAAUCAGUGUAAGCAGGAGUGUCGAUGUCAAAAUGAUGGAAAAUGCAAUCCCACUGAUGGGAAAUGUGACUGUCCGCCUGGUUGGGUUGGUAGCGUCUGUGCCAAUCGUUGUCCUCCGGGAACUUUUGGCGCCAAUUGCUCCCAGAACUGUGAAUGCUUCAAUGGUGCUUCGUGCCAUCAUAUUACUGGGGAGUGUGAGUGCGCUCCUGGUUUUAUGGGCACCAAGUGCUUAGACCCAUGUCCUAGUCAUCGAUAUGGUAUUAAUUGUGCUGAAGAUUGCCAUUGUAAGAAUGGAGCACAGUGUGAUCCUUCUGAUGGACACUGUAGCUGUACUCAGGGUUGGACUGGAGUAGAUUGUGAGGAGAGGAUAUGUGAAGAGAAUAAGUACGGAGAGAACUGCACACAUACAUGCGACUGUCAUAAACACAAUACAGAAAUUUGCCAUCCAUGGACAGGAAAGUGUGAUUGCAAGCCUGGUUGGAGUGGUGAAUUCUGUGAUCGUCCGUGUCCCCUUUUGACCUACGGACGCAACUGCCAAUUAUCCUGCGACUGCAAAAAUAGCGGUCAGUGUUCCAAUAUCAAUGGCACGUGCUCCUGUGCGGCUGGAUUCCGCGGUGAGCACUGUGAAGAAUCCUGUCCAGAAGGGUUUUAUGGGCAGGACUGUGCACAAAAGUGUGUAUGUCAGAAUGGGGCGAAAUGUAACUCGGAGACUGGUCAAUGUUCCUGUACAGACGGAUGGCAGGGUCAUGCCUGUGAUCGACCCUGUACACCGCGGGAGAUCAAUAAUGUCCUCACCUAUUUCUACGGCGAGGGUUGCAAUAAAAAGUGCGAUUGUCGCAAUGGGGGUGCUUGCAAUCCUCAAAAUGGCACGUGCACCUGUAGCCCUGGAUGGGAAGGUGAUAAUUGCGAGAAGAAGUGCGACAAUGGAUUUUUUGGGCAGGAUUGCGAACAAAAGUGCGAAUGUGUGUUGGCCAACACGAGGAAUUGUGAAGCAGAGACUGGAAAAUGUGUCUGCAAGCCUGACUGGGGAGGUGUUCACUGCGAAACACAAUGUCCAAUGGGAACAUUCGGUGAGCAAUGUCAGUUCAGCUGUACCUGCAUGAAUAAUUCCUCAUGUGAUCCAGAAACUGGAGAAUGUGUCUGUUCCAGAGGUUGGACGGGUUUUGAGUGCCGGGAACCCUGUCCACAGGGUUUCUAUGGAUUGGGAUGCAAAGAGAAGUGUCCAACUUCACUGCAUGGCAAUGCGACUUGUGAUCACAUUACAGGGGAGUACAAAUGUCGUCCGGGCUAUAUGGGUUUGAUGUGCGAACAUCCUUGUCCUGUGGGCUCCUACGGACCUCAGUGUAGCCUCAAGUGCAAUUGCUUCCAUGGUGCUGAAUGUUCACACGUUACAGGGCAGUGUCAGUGUGUACCUGGCUGGACAGGAUCCAAUUGCAAUGAGCCGUGUCCAGACAACUACUACGGCAGCAAUUGUGCCUUCCAGUGCAAGUGCAGCAAUAAGUCCAAGUGUCGUAAAAAUGAUGGGACUUGCAUCUGUGAUCCUGGAUUUAUGGGAGCCAGGUGCGAAGAUCUCUGUCCCGAAGGAUUCUAUGGAACGCACUGCAUGGAGCUAUGCAAUUGCAAGUCUGAUAAAUUUGUCUGUCACGCCGCCCAUGGAUGCGUCUGUCGGUCUAAUUUCAAAGGAACCAACUGCGAUAUUCCCAUCAUUGCUGGACCAGAAACCAUAAGGGCAGAAGAGACAACUUCGGCAAGUUUAGUUUUUGGAAUUGUCGGUGCCUGCAGCCUCAUUGUUUUGGUAUUUAUUCUGCUGUUGCUGUACUACAGACGUCGUUUGGCGAAUUUACGAACAGAAAUUAUGGCUGUUCAGUAUUCAACUGAUCCACAGGCUUUUCCGGAUCGGCAUCAUUUUGACAAUCCUGUUUAUGCUUUCCAAGGGCCACAAGAUAAUAUUCGAUUGCUGAAUAAUCUGGUGAAACCAUCGAGUGUCAAUCGGUGCAACGAAACUGAUUCAACAAUUAGCAAUGGAAGUCGUGCUGGAGCAUAUUCCAUCAAUUAUGCCUCGGAUAUGUCUCAGAAGAACUUCAAUGCUGAUCUCACGAAUCCCAAUAUUUAUCACAGCAUCGAAGAUCCAACGAAGGAGGAUCAUGUUUAUGAUGAGAUCAAGCAUAAGGAAGAGUACAAGGAUAUCGAAAAGGAAUAUGAUCAUCUGGACUAUGCACGUCCAGGCAGUUCAUUUAAGGCUCAUUAUCAUCGCAUGGCGAAUAGUUUGAGUCCUCCAAAGGAGACUAAUCUCCCCAAAGUCAGCAAUAUUCCCAAUAGUCAGCCCCCUCAGUCUACAUCAAUUGACAUCACUCCUCCUGCCUCGGACAAUGUAACAGAUGAAGAGAAAUCGGAGAAGAAUGAUUAGGUAGGAAAAAGAAAUGGUUGAAGUAGUAGAUAGAGUUCCCAGUAGUCGAAAUGACAAUAUAUCAGCCAUGUUUUUUUUUAAUGAGUGAAUUUAAAUAGCAAAACUAAUAGUUUUUCAUUUAUUUUAAAAUCAUUUGACUGCGUCCUUUUUGCUCAAUAUCAACGGAUUUUUAUUUUUACAUUAACAGAGUAUUGUAAUUAGUUACGCAUCAAUAUCGUACAGUCAAGUGCCAACAUUUUAUUCUCAGUCUUGUGUUUCAUUUUUAAACGAUGCUGUUUAUUAAUUAUAAAAAAAAAUGUCAAAGGCAUUGUAAAGUCGAAAAUAAUGGAAUUGUUGCAGAAAUUUGAGUAUGAGUAACGUAAGUCUCUAAAUCAGACAAAACAUUGUGUUUUCAGUAAGAAAGUUGGUUGUCAAAGAGCUAAUAUGAAUUAUGACAGAUCGUUUGCAACUCUUCUUCACUUUAUAAAACCUUUACAUGACCGGAAUGAAACUGCACUUUUUCCAAAACACUUUUAAAAUGGUUUUUAUUGGCGUGCCAAUAAAUUGAAAACUGUCCGAACGUAGGGUAAGUGUGCCAAAUUUCGGCAUAGUUGCAUGCAAGCGUCAAAGUCUCAAGUUUGAAAUGUAAUAUUUUAAACACAAAUUGAUUGUUUUUAUUCUUUCUUCUGAAAGAGUGUUGCUUGGAACCUUGUAAAAAGUUUACCGUCUUUAUUUAUUCUAAAAUCAUUCUUAAUACAUUUUAAAAUGAAUAAAAAUAUAGACAUAGCUUUGGUGCCCUAUUUCGUCCACCUUCAUUCUCAUAGUUCCUUGCCCUUCGGGAAUUCUUCCAAUAUCUUUUUCACGUCAUCUCGUUUGUCGAAGCUACAUUUCUUGUUAUUCUUUUGCAUUGUAUAAUCUCUAGAGUACGUAAAAUAUAAAAGUUCAUGGAAAUUCGAGGAACAAAAAAGGCGGCCGAAAUUGCAAGCUGGCCGAAAUUUGGCACACUUACCCUAGUCUUUCGAUAUACGAGACGAAUAACAGCAAAAGGCUUUUUUUCAGCAAUUUCUCACUUUGGUAUUUUUUAGUGUUACCCUUAGACUGCAAAAUGCUCCUUUUGAUGUUCCUUAGUCAAUUUUGGUUGACGAGCGAUUUAUUUGAUAAUGACUAGUCCUGUUGGAACGUCCACUCCUUCUCACUAAAAUGUUUGUGUUACUCACGGCAUCAGAACAUUGACGCUACGAUCCAAAAAUACCUGUGGAGAGCGACCGUAAGCCGUUACAGCAGCUGAAACUAUCACAAACGCUAGUGCGUGAUGCUCCACGCUGGUCAUUGAAAUGUUCAAAUUAUAAUGUGACUUUUGUCUUAAGUUUGUUGGGAAACGUCUAAUUCUUCAUCAUCAUUCGUCUUUGACGAGAGUGCCAAAACUUGUCAGAGGGUCAUUUAUGGGUCUCAAAUCUGAAAUCCGUUUGUCCGGGUCACAUCUAGAUUUUUUGAAAUAUGCAUUUUUAGUUUUUUGCUGUUUUCUAAAAUUCAAAAAUUUAUAUCUCCGGUCCUAUUAGGUGAGAUUCUUAACAAUCUCACCUACUUUUAUCUGGUGGUAGUCACAUAAAGCUAAAAUUAUGCGUAAUUUCAUCCUCUAUAACUCUUGUGAACAUAUCAAGAACCUACGAUGAAAAUAAAGUAUAUUUUUUUAAGAUUAUUUGAAAAAGUGAACCCAAAAUUGUGCAUUUUUCUAUGUUUUUUCGACCUUAAAAUAAUUCUCCCAUUUAAAUAGAACAUUUUAUGCGCCAAUUACUAUACGUUUAUUAUUAUUAUUACGGAAAUUAUUUCUUUCAUUCCCAAAAAGAACAAUUUUGGAAACGGACUUUUAAAUUUUUGUCUUUCAGUCAACUCAUGUGGCACCCAUUUUCCUUCAUUUUGAUUUCUGCUCAUUCAUUUAGACCUUUGAAAAUACUUUAGUGAGUCAAAGUUAAUGGCUCCGAAAGGUAAUUUCGCCAUAAGUAAGUGUGCCAAAUUUCGGCAUUGUUGCAUAUAAGCACCGAAGUCCUAAGUUUGAAAUGCAAUAUUUUUAAUUCAUAUUGAUAUUUUUUGUUGCUUCCUUUUCGGGAAGGUUGUGUGGAGCCUUGAAAUCUAGUUUAUCAUCUUUGUUUUCUUUAAAUCACUUCCUAAAAUACUGAAAAAUGAAUAAUAAUAUGGACAUUGCUUUGGGUAGUAUUCGGGCCACUUUGAGUGAAAUACCGGCCACCUUUUUUCUGACCACCUUUUGUGACGCAACGGAUAGAAAAUUUCAAAACGUCAAACGGAACGAGUUUAAUAUUUAGUUUAAUACGUUUAUAUGACCCACAAGCCCUGAGAUCUUCCGUGUAAUUUGUCCUGAAGACUUGAAGUGUAGCAUCUCAAAUUUACGCGCAGAUUCCCGUAGCAAUUUGCCCUUCCUGAACUCUUCCAAUGCCUUUUCCACAUCAUCUUUUUCAUAGAGGCGAUGCUUUUUUUCUCUGGACACUGUAGAACUCAGAAAUUGAAAAAAAAACACAAAAUGAAUAAGAAAUUUAGGAAAGCAAAAGAUGUUGCCGGAAUAGGCAACAUUACCUCAUCGAAGAGACGCUCACAAAGUAUAGACUUUUUUACGCGAAAUACAGGAUCCAGCUGAAAAAUUUUACCAGAAAUUUAAAGAUUGAUUCACUAUUAACCCAUUCCUUACCAUGGUAUUAUACAUCAUACGCAAAUUGAAUGAUUUUAGAUGAUUUAUUCCCGGGCAAUUUUAAUCCGAAUUGCUGUCGGGAAUGGAUUUUUAGUAAUUUUAGUUGUUCAAUUUCUUGAGAAAAAUAGUGCGGCAGAGGUUGUAAUACAUUUUGUUAUUGUUUUCUUGCUUCGCGGAAGGUCAUGCAACAUUUUUGCUCAAAAUGGAGGACGGAAAAUGCGACAUUCUGUCGAAUUUGUUAAAAUUGGCCUCUUUCCUCUUUCCUGAUUUGAAUUCUAGUUGCCAAUUUGUUUUCUUGGGUAGUUACUCUAUCUAAAGCAAUAGAGUUUGUAAUGAAUUAAUGCACAGAAUUUAAAUUCAGUGACCGUUAAGAAGUGUGUUUCAGGGCGCAUCCCCGCGCCCCCAUAAUAGAUAAUUUUUUUUCUUUUCAAAAAAUUCAUCUAUUAAUCUGUAGGAAACUAAUCAUAAAAUAGGAACAUUCUAUCUCAAGUAUUUCUGGUACAUUGACUGAAUGGGUUAACAUAAACAGAAACAAUAUUUAAUGCAAACUAAUCAAUUUUCAUGAAAAACUCCGAAGGAAAACCCCUUGCAAUUCACCACAAAUCGUAAGACUGCUAGAAACACAAUCGAUCUGUCACAUUUUUUAUAAGGCUCUUUCCACACUGAGUUUUUACAACGCAAUUUAAAUUCAAAUUUUACCUAAAAUUGAACGGUCUUUGUGUUAAUACAUCCUAAAAUGAAUAAAUAUUUAAAAGCAAAAUGAAUUCAUUGACUAUUCGAAGAUAACAUUCAUAAUUUUAAUUUAUUUAUUUCCAUGGCCGAAAUUAGAAGCUGGCCGAAAUUUGACACACUUCCCCUAUCUCUCAUGCAGAUCGGCUCUAUUAAUUGUUUUUGGUCUUUUUGUCCUGUUCUUCGAAAUCACUAAUUCUGAAAUAUUUUAACCAAUUUUAACAGGUGAUUUCCGAUAGUUCAAUGUAGGCAUCUUUAAAUUAAAGUAGGUGAGAUUGUUAAGAAUCUCACCUAAUAACGUGCUUUAUUCAAUUUUUUCUCAAUUUAAAGUGCUAUAAUAGUACUUCUUGCAAACACAUCCUGUUUUUUCCACUACCUUUUGAGAUCCGGCAAGUCUUCAGUUGACUGAGCCUUCUUCCUGAGAUCAGUCUUCAUAAUUCCCCAGUAUUUCUCAAUCGUACGAAUUUCCGUGGUACAGGAUGAGUUGAACAUCUUUCCCACCGCCUUGGAAUUCUCUGAGUGAGAAGAUGAUCGUUAGGUUUCCGCGACCUUGUUUUAGUACUUUGACGCUGUUAUUCGGCCAGAUGGAGAGCAGCCUAAGCUUUGUAGGUUAUCAAGCCAUUCCUUUUCUUCAUUUUAUGGACUAAGUUCCAAGGUAUUCCCAUCUUUUUACCAACAUCUUGCAAGGAAAGAUUAAGCUGCUUCUCGAAAAGCUCAAGCACAUUCUUUUCUAUCCUCUUGUCCUGAAACAAGUCAGUUUUCCCUGGGCUUCUGAGCAUCAGUCUAAUACAAAUUGAAUUUUUUCUUACUUCUUUUUAAGGGCAAAAAACAAACGAGCAGUAAAAAAUUCUAAAUGGGCAGUAAAAAAUUAAAAAUGAGCAGUAAAAUAUCUAAUUAUGGUCAGUAAAAAACUUAAAUCUUUACAAAAAUGGGCCUAAUUUAUAUAUUUAACAUUUAAAAUUGUUGCAGAUAGAAUGAAAAGCCCUUUAUUUUCCCUUUGCCAAAAUUUGGACGAUAAUUUCACUGUUUCAAAUUUUUUUGUUACUGAUCAAUUUUAACUUUUUACUGCUCAUUUAUUCAAUGCCCUUUUUAAGGAUUGCUGCUUAGAAUAUUGUAGACAGUUUAACGUCUUCAUUUUCUCUAAAAUCAUUCUUAACAUAUUUUAAAAUGAGUAAAAAUGUAGACAUAGCAUUGGUGGCCUCUUCCAGCCGCCUUCAUUCUCAUAGUGCUUUACCCUAUAUAUAUAUCAAAUAAUAUAAAAAUUUAUUUAAUUUUUAAUAUUUAAAAGGAAGGAAAUCCCAUAUGUAAUUUCUUAUAGUCAAAAAUGGUUUUUAAAAUAAAGUUUUGCAAAUGAUCUGAUAAGGUAUAGAAAAAUUGAACACAGUCACAGAGCCAGUAAUCCAAUAAAUUAUUUAAAACAAUUUUAAGGAAAAGCAAUAUUUUAAAAUUGCAUCUUAAAAAUCAAUAUUUCUUAAAUAAUUUUUCAACUUUAUUUUCUAAAAAUCAACUUUACAAUGCCAAUUAUCUGCAAUUUUUCCUUAACAUUUUUGUAUAUAAAAUGUCUGAUAGUCUGUAUUAUUUUAGAGAUGCAAUUAUAAUAAAAACAAAAAUUUAAAAUGACACAAAAAAUUAUUCAGAGCCUAAUGAAAUUGCUCAAGAAUCCAUGUUAUUAAAAAAAGAAUUGUUCCAAAUUACAAAAAAAAAAUUGUGAUAUUACACGUUGAGGAUUGUGCGAAGGGCAUAAGCUCUUCUCAACUGAAAAAAUUAAUUCAAUUUUAGUAAUUACGUGUGACUCACAGGAAUUGCGCUUGUGAGACUUUUUCUCUCAGUAACUUUCUCUGGAAUAUAAGCAUUUUCUUUUUUCAACUCACGUCAAUAUAAAAUUCUUUUCUGAUUUUCAGUUACGGAUUAAUAUAAUUAUGAAGUGAAAUUCUGUGAUAUUUAUCAAUUUCACAUUUUAUCAUUUAAUCGUGAAUGAAAAGGGUUAAAUAAAAUGUUUUUUUUUGUGAAUUGUUGGCAAUUACGAUUUCUUUUUUCAAGCGCAAUUAUACCUCAAAAUUUACGAAAUUUUAUAGAAAUCAAUUUAAAAAAAUGUAAUACAUAAAGGGUUUUGAAGUUUGAAAAUUGAAUUGUAAAUUUUAUUAAAAGAAAAUUUUAUAAGAAAGACAAAGCAAAGGUAUGAGAGAAUUUUUAUUAUAAAAAAAAAUGUUUUUUUGUGUGAUUUUGCUUGUGUGAGUGUUGAAAUUCAUUAAACUAAUUGUACUAUUAAUUAUAUUUAAUUAAUACUCCGAUGUAUCCGAGUUGUAUACGUGUGAACAAGAAGCAGCGAAAAUAUUUUGCCGAAUUGUUUAAAUUGUCUCUUUUCGUGCAAUUUUUGUGUGUCGAAAUGAAAAGAAAGAAAAAAAGGACUAAAGGACCUUGCCCCCUAAAAACAUAUAUUUUUCUAUUAAGUGCUUCUCUUUAUUUAAAAGAAAUUUUUUAUGUAAGGUGUGCAUUUUUUGAAAAAUUGCACGAAGUAUAUAAUGUGAAAUUUUUAUAGGGUUAGAGUGUAUUUUACGAACAUUUUAUUACUAUCAUAGAAAUGAUAUAUUUUUAGAGUAAUUUUUAUAGAAUAAUUUUACUUUAAGUGUGAUUUGGAUCUUUAUUAUACAUUUGUGUGGUUGAGAAUAAAAUUUUAAAAAAUAA
This is a messenger RNA of Phlebotomus papatasi, 10077 nucleotides long. It is a transcript of the gene drpr, whose product is annotated as protein draper. The record is from RefSeq and is a predicted model, not a curated record. Lineage: Eukaryota; Metazoa; Arthropoda; Insecta; Diptera; Psychodidae. Gene Ontology annotation, molecular function: protein binding; scavenger receptor activity. Bases 867 to 3983 code for a protein of 1038 amino acids. The transcript is spliced from 10 exons.